Molecule: messenger RNA, 2072 nt
Organism: Emiliania huxleyi CCMP1516
Lineage: Eukaryota; Haptophyta; Isochrysidales; Noelaerhabdaceae
Exons: 10
Coding region: 1-2010 (669 amino acids)
Source: RefSeq, a predicted model, not a curated record
AUGAGCUACGACUCGGGCCGGGAGGAGGACGACAUCGAGGCGCAGGCGCCGCCGCCCACGACGUCGCCCGCUCCUCGGCCUCGCGGCGGGCGCUGCCGCCAGUGCCUCGGUUGGGGGGUGGGCAAGUUGAUGUGGCUGCUCGUGCUCCUCUCGCUGGGGCUGAACCUUGCGCAGCUUCUCACGUGGAACGAGCUCGAGACGCACAAGGAGUGGCUCGUGCAUCAGCGGCGCGGUGGCGCACGCUUGCGGCAGCCUCCGCCUCCGCCACAGCAGCAGCGGACCGGGGGUCAGCCGCAAGGGCGGCAGGCUGCACCCGCGAGCACGGGCGUGACGUGGCCGAAGCCACAAUCGACCCAGCCGCCGAACCAGCCGCCGCCGCCGCAGCAGGCGCGGCAGCGGGCUGCUAGCACCGUGGUCUCGCUCGGGGCCCCGGACGCCAGCGCCGCGGCGGAGGGGCCAGCGGCCGCGUCGGAGGCACUGCUCGCGCGGCGGCGGGAGGCGGUGGGGGAGGUACACCCGCGGUUGCGGCUCGCGCUCACGCUUCCGUGGGUGGGGAGCACCUUUCCCUCCUGGUUCCCCUACUUCCUCGCGUCGACGAACCGCUCGUCGUACCUCGUCGACUGGCUCAUCUUUCACGAGGAGGCGCGGCUGCCGCCCGCCGGGGAGGUGCCGCCCAACGUGCUCUUUUUUGACCUCGGACGCGGCGGCCUCGGCUCGCUCUUUGGCCUCAAGCUCGCUUCCGCCCUCGGCGCGACCAACAAGCUGACGCGGUACAUGAACCUCUUCCGGGCCGCCUUCCGCGACUUCGCCUACAUCAUAACCGAGUACAAGCCGACCCACGGCACAGUGUUUGCCGACUACCUCGCUGGCUACUCGCACUGGUCGUACACCGAUUCGGACGUCCUCGUCGGCGACUUGCCGCUCCACCUCUCCCUCGAGGAGCUGACCGAGUAUGACGUCGUCACGUACCACUUUGGCGACGCCUUCCGCCUCUACUUGCGCGGCCAGUUUAGUCUGCACCGCAACACGCCGCGCCUCGCGCGCCUCUGGACCGCUUGCCACCACCUCGGCGCGCGACAGCUGUCGAUUCGCUGGAGCCGCGACGGGGUUUGCGGUGACGCGCGACGUGACUGCUCCACAGGCGCGGGGCUGCUCGACGAGCUCGAGGCCAAGCACAUGCUGGUUAAGCGGCUCGCCGCAGAGGGCAAGCACGGCCGAACCCGCUUCCUAUCGGCGGAGGGGUGCUACUCGCAUGCCGUUGCGAGCGCGUCUGGCAUCCGGCUCAAGUUUGCGGCAAAGGCGUUCGCCGACUGGAGCGACGACCGCGAGUUUUAUUUGGUUGACGGCGCGGUGCGCCGAUGCCCGCAGCCGACGCAGACGUGGCUACCACCGGGCGAGGCGCCGCCCCUCGACCUCUCCAACCCGUGGGCCGAUGAGGUGGGCGAAGCGGCUUGCGAGCCGCUCGCGCCGGCCGCAGCUCCUCUCUCGGACGCGCUGCCCGCACUGCAGCGGACCCAGGGCGCGCCGGUGGCGCUGGCGAUCCACGCCAACUGCUCGCGGUGGAUCGAGGAGCGCUACCGGCUGUGCGCAAACAUGAGCGAGGAUGAGGCGGCGGUCGGGUACGAGGUGACGCUGCGCGACGGCGCAUGGAGCGCGCGGCGCGUGGUGGCGGCAGCGCCCCGGGGCGGCCCAGCCGGCUACCUCGAGGCGGCGUUCCUCCACCUGCAGCGCUGGAAGGCGCAGCUCGGGCGCUUGCGCUAUGGCGACGCCGCGCUGCCGCGCAUCCGCGGCCGCCGACUGUUCAAGUUGUCGCUGCGCGGUUUCGAGCCCAUCGACGUCGAGUACGACCGAGCGCGUGGCGCUUCUCUCGUCACGUAUCGCCCGUACCGGCCAGAGCCGGCGUCCGCAGACGCCGCGCCGCUCCUCCAUCGCGACGUGGCCGAGCUCACCGACGAGGAGUGGCGCGCGCUGGAGGAGCGGCGACGGACCGCCAGAACGCCUCCGCGAUGACGAGAAGCAUUUUAUGUGUGUGUGUUGCGAUUACGUGUUAUUAUUAUGGCGAAUAGUUUGAU